Cladophialophora psammophila CBS 110553 is the source of this 681-nucleotide messenger RNA. RefSeq lists its product as uncharacterized. The record is from RefSeq and is a predicted model, not a curated record. Lineage: Eukaryota; Fungi; Ascomycota; Eurotiomycetes; Chaetothyriales; Herpotrichiellaceae. The transcript has a single exon. Bases 1 to 681 code for a protein of 226 amino acids.
AUGGAUCACACUACACGUACAGAUGGCUUCCCCGACUUCCCGGAAAGCUGUACCUUGCCUCCAGGAUCCCAUGACACCGGAUCAGACGGUGUUGCUCACUACAUCAAUAUGCGGGAUGAGUGGCCGUCCAGCCGUGCGCUUGCCAGAAGGUACGGUCGGUAUGACGCGCAGGGCUUCUUGGUCGACUUCGAACACACGACCGCAUACUUGCAGCCCAGGAAAGCACCUUCGCCUCCUACUACUACUUGCGGCAGCCCAUUCGCCUCGUCAAGUCUCACCAGCAACUCUCUUGUCGAUCAUUCUUCUUCACGCUCCGAGGCACUGAUCGCGAUUCCCUAUGCGUCCACAUCCGAAUCAGGCUCCCAGUCGCUCGCAAUGCCUCAGAUCAGGUUCAGCGAGGCAUAUCGAAAAUGGUGGCUGGAACAAUAUUCCCGACCAAAGCCGCCAGCGACAGUGCAGCUUGCAAUGAAAAAUUCAUCUCGAGCAAAUUGGCAAGGCUUCUGGCUCGCUCGAGGCACGCUCAGAGGAUGCGAUAAGGUGAUUGAGCAGCAUGGGCCUGGGUAUUGGCGGGCAAAGGGGACAAUGAAGGAUACCGAGCAGCGCGGUGAAGCUGACAGAUCUGACGGCUUCUGGAAGCGUGUCGUCGACAAGAUGCGAAGGAUCAGCAGUGAGGAGAAAUGA